Molecule: messenger RNA, 5739 nt
Organism: Siniperca chuatsi (mandarin fish)
Lineage: Eukaryota; Metazoa; Chordata; Actinopteri; Centrarchiformes; Sinipercidae
Product: adenylate cyclase type 1-like
Exons: 20
Coding region: 534-4040 (1168 amino acids)
Biological process (GO): adenylate cyclase-activating G protein-coupled receptor signaling pathway; cAMP biosynthetic process; intracellular signal transduction
Cellular component (GO): plasma membrane
Molecular function (GO): adenylate cyclase activity
Source: RefSeq, a predicted model, not a curated record
AUUGCGCAGGCUUUAAUGAUGGAAACAUGUCAUGUGUAGGUGGAACAGAAAAGAACAUUGCCAUUCUGAAUGAUGUAUGCACUGUUCUGUAAGACUGGUGAGGGGAGCUCUGCAGCCGCACCAGUCAAAUCGUCUUGACUGUGCGUUGAGUAGCUGAGAUCUGUCUUAUCUUCACCUUAUAAUGCGCAGGCGUGAUCCUAUCUGAGCCCCGCAAAAGCUUUUACCAUCUGAACUAGACGUCGUGUGCGCUGCUCUUCAUGUCGUGCUCCAACGUAUGCUAAAAAUUUGAUAGAUAUAUUUUGCAGAUCAAUUACAGCCGGGACAUGAAGGUUUAUUCGGUAGCUGAUCUCUCCGAACAACACAAUUCAACCUGUAGAUAGUGUGGAACGCGUCUGUGGCCACCGUCCAGUCUAGGCUAUCUGGGACGCUCUGCCUCCAGCCCGCUGUGCGCGUCUUUUACCGUUGGCUCCGGUCUGUGUCGGCGUGGGAUCCGGUGUUCCCUUUGACCUAAGCUGUGAGCAGGUAUUCAGUUUAUGAAUGGCACUGACAUGGAGGAAAUACCGUUUCAGAAAGUCAAAACCAGGCGGAAGAGAAGUCACUGUCCACCGGGCGUCCCUUUGACCACCAUCGCGUGUGAGGACGAGUUCGACUGCAAGGAGCUCGAGUCCCUCUUCCAGAACUACAACCUGAAGCUGGAGCAGACGUCCACUCUCAAAGCCCUGGCCGUCCUCAUCUUCAUGUCCUCGACGCUGGCCGUGGUGGAGUUGCUGUCCGGCCCCAGCCUCACCAUCUCCAAGGGGUCCCAUCCGGUCCACUGUGUCAUCUUCGUCUCCCUGUUCAUCGUAACUAAUGUCAAGUACCUGCAAGUGACUCAGCUACAACAGAUUGUAAACCUGACGCUGCUCUUCGGCUUCACUUUCUCUUUCCUCUGCUGUCCCUUCUCGCUGGGCGCGAUGGGGAUGGAGCCCCCGACGUCUCCGGAGCAAGGCAUGUGGCAAGUCAUCCUGGUCACCUUCGUCGCCUAUGCGCUCCUACCUGUGCGGACACUCUUGGCUGUUGUGUUAGGAAUAAUGGUCUCCAUCUCGCAUUUGAUUGUGACUGCCACUUCUGUCACAGUGAAAACACAGAAACUAUGGAGAACGUUGGUUGCCAACACAGUGCUGUUCACCAGUGUCAACCUGUCAGGGCUGUUUGUGCGCGUCCUGACAGAACGAGCCCAGAGGAAGGCCUUCCUGCAGGCUCGCAACUGCAUUGAAGAGAAACUCCGCAUGGAGGACGAGAACGAGAAACAGGAGCGCCUGCUAAUGAGUCUGUUGCCCAGGAACGUAGCUAUGGAGAUGAAAGAGGAUUUCCUGAAGCCCCCAGAAAGGAUCUUUCACAAAAUCUACAUCCAGCGCCAUGACAAUGUCAGCAUCUUGUUUGCAGAUAUAGUCGGUUUCACCAGCCUGGCCUCCCAGUGCACAGCCCAGGAACUGGUUAAACUGUUAAAUGAGCUGUUUGGAAAGUUUGAUGAGCUUGCCACGGAGAACCACUGUCGCAGGAUUAAGAUCCUGGGGGAUUGUUACUACUGUGUGUCUGGACUCACCCAACCCAAGACUGACCACGCCCACUGCUGUGUAGAGAUGGGUCUGGAUAUGAUUGACACCAUAACGUCAGUAGCAGAGGCCACAGAAGUCAACCUAAACAUGCGCGUGGGCUUGCAUACAGGUCGGGUGUUGUGUGGUGUGCUGGGCCUCAGGAAAUGGCAAUAUGAUGUGUGGUCCAAUGAUGUGACCCUAGCUAAUGUGAUGGAGGCUGGAGGACUACCUGGGAAAGUCCACAUUACCAGAUCUACGCUGGAGUGCCUAAAUGGAGAUUAUGAGGUGGAGCCUGGAAACGGACAUGAAAGGAACGCCUUCCUACAAAAACAUGAAAUUGAAACCUUCUUUAUAGUGCCAUCUCACCGACGGAAGAUAUUCCCAGGAUUGAUUCUUUCGGAUAUAAAGCCCGCCAAAAAGAUGAAGUUCAAAACUGUGUGCUACUUACUAGUGCAGCUUAUGCACUGCAGGAAGAUGUUCAAGGCUGAGAUUCCCUUCUCCAAUGUCAUGAACUGCGAGGACGGUGAUAAGCGGAGGGCCAUGCGGACAGCUCCGCAGAAGCUGAGGAAUCGUUCCAACACAAACCAAGCUAAUCUUAUCCAGAGCAGCCCCAGAACCCGGGUCAACCGCUACAUCGGUCGGCUGAUCGAGGCCCGCCAGACCGAGUCAGACACGGCAGACCUCAACUUCCUCACACUCAUGUACAAGUGCUCUGACCGCGAGCAGAGGUACCACCAGGUUCCUGAUGAGUACUUCACCAGCGCAGUGGUCCUCUCUCUGAUCCUAGCUGCCUUGUUUGGCCUUGUCUAUCUUCUCAUCAUACCACAGGGCACAGUGGUACUAGUCCUUCUCGUCUUCUGCAUCUGUUUCCUAGUAGCUUGUAUCAUGUACCUGCAUAUCACUAGAAUACAGUGUUUUCCAGGGUGCCUGACCAUUCAGAUUCGCACUGCUCUCUGUAUUCUCAUAGUGCUCUUAAUCUACGCUGUGGCCCAGGCCUGUGUGGUGGGCUGUAUGCCCUGGUUUUGGGGUAGUGCCAGCACCAACAGCUCCAUCGUCAUCAUUGAUGUGAACAGCGGGGCCAACCACACCAUGGCAGAGCUUCCUUGUGACGGUGCUCGCUACGCCUUUCUGUCCUGUGUGGUGGGCACACUCACCAUGGCACUUUUCCUGCGGGUCUCCUGGCUGCCAAAGAUGGCGCUAAUGCUCCUUCUAGGGGUGCUGUAUGUCACUGUGUUGGAGCUCAGUGGCUUUCGCAAGACUGCAGGUGGGGGGUCCUUCCACAUCCGGGGCUAUGAGCCCAUCCUGUCUCUGUUGCUCUUUGUCAGUGCCCUGGCCCUCCACUCCAGGCAACUUGACCUCAAACUACGCUUGGACUUCCUAUGGGCUGUGCAGGCGGAAGAGGAAAGAGAUGGCAUGGAGAAAGUCAAGCUGGACAACAGGAGGAUUCUCUUCAAUCUUCUGCCCGCACACGUGGCUCAACACUUCCUAAUGUCAAACCCUAGGAACAUGGUGAGCCUCGCUAAUAGACAGGCAGACAGACAGACAGACAAACAGGAUCUAUACUAUCAGUCCUACGCACAAGUUGGUGUCCUGUUUGCCUCAAUCCCAAACUUCAAUGAUUUCUACAUCGAGCUGGAUGGCAACAACAUGGGAGUGGAGUGCCUGAGACUACUGAAUGAGAUCAUUGCUGACUUUGAUGAGCUCAUGGAUAAGGAGUGCUACAAAGACAUAGAGAAAAUCAAAACCAUUGGCAGUACAUACAUGGCAGCUGUGGGCCUCGUCCCCACCGUUGGUACCAAGGCUAAAAAAUCUGUUUACGACCAUCUGAGCACAAUAGCAGACUACGCCAUUGAGAUGUUUGACGUUUUAGAUGAAAUCAACUAUCAGUCAUACAAUGAGUUUGUCUUGAGAGUGGGUAUUAAUGUAGGUCCAGUGGUUGCAGGGGUUAUUGGGGCACGGCGACCUCAGUAUGACAUCUGGGGGAACACAGUCAAUGUGGCAAGCAGGAUGGACAGCACUGGAGUGCCGGGAAAGAUACAGGUGACCGAAGAGGUCUAUCGCCUGCUGAAUACCAACUAUGACCUGGUUUGCCGUGGCAAAGUCAGUGUCAAGGGUAAAGGUGAGAUGCUGACCUACUUCCUGGAAGGGAAGGUUCAGGGCGUGGGCACUGUAACCACUUCUUCAGUGGUGCGUUCCGCCAGCCUGGCGCGUCGGAUCCACUCCUGUGGCAAGACGAGUGUCCCGACCAAUCUGGGCAGCGUCUCCUCCGCCGCCAGCCUGACUGCUUUUGCCAGCAUGGGCAGCAGCAUGCAGAUGAACACUGCCAAUAGCAGCAACAGCCAAGCAGCAUGCCUGCCAUCACCUUGCGUGCCCGCGGUGGGUGAGGUGGACGAGGAGGAGGACGUAGAGGUGACACACAUUGAGAUUGAGACUGUGGCAGCUGUUGCAGACGUAGCAGUGUAGGAAGAAAGACCACACUAAAAACUUAAACUUCAAUGAAAAAAGGAAAGAAAACCCUUGUUGGAGGCCUAGAGAAGACAGGGCUGACCAGGUAUUUACUAUAAAUUCUGAGCUACUGGCACAACCCAGAAUAUGCUCAUUCAGGAUAUGAACAUCCCAAGAAAUGACAUGGUGAUACGGACAAUCAUACAUACUUUUAAGGAUUUUUAACUGCUUGCCACUCUUGGAAGACAAAUGUGGAGUGAAGAAGAAUGAUACCCGGAAUCUCAAAUCCUCUUUUAACAUCUCUAUACCAGAUGAUUAGAUUUGUGGUGUUCCUGGGUUCCCUCAGAUCCAGGUAUAAUGUGCUUAUUUGUUUUAUAUGUAGUACGUAUUCCAUGUACAAGGGAUAUGUGCAUUGAUAUCCAGAAAAAGACUGAUCAUGCUAUUGCUUUUGCACUGUCUUUCUGAUUAUGCCAAGGAUACAUUGCAUUAUUUACAGUGUAAAAUGGUGGUGUUUCUUUUUUGGUGUAUGUAAGCAUGCAUGUGUGUACUUGUGAGUGUGUGUAUGCAUGUGUGGUUAAUUCUGAAUUAUAACGAAACAGCACAAAAUACUUUUUUAUACUCCGAGCUCACUGGAUGAAAUAGGCUUUUUUUGAGACAUAUUUACAGUUAAUAGUGCAUGACUUUUUAAGAGUUGACAGCCAUAGUAACGGUACUCCUGUUGAAAGAAAACCAAAGUAUUGAGCUUUCUGUAGAUCUUUAGUUUUACUGCUUACAGUAUAUUGCCUCACCAUACAAGAGAGAAGGAUAAAAUGUUGCAGUAGGCUGAACAUAUUUGGCAUAUGGGAUUCUUUCAGAUGUCGUCAGACUUAAAAAGUGUCUUUUUUGAACCCUGGAGAGACAAAAUAAUACCUGAUGUUCUUACAUUGCCCUGAUUCACAAUCGUUAAUGUAAUAUGGCUUGUGUUAAGUCUACACGCAGACAGAGGCAGUAAUGGUCAAUGAAAGGAACAGAGGAAGGUGUGUACACCUUGUAAAGAGCCAUUCUACUGCAUUAGAUGUGUGCUGCUAUGGAAACUAAUUAAUGCCAAAUUUGGACCAGUCACAAAUACGAUCAACACCACAUAGAGGACCAAUACACCCCUAUGGUGCAAACAUAAAUGUAGGCAUCCAGAAAGGCAUUCAUCCACACAGAGGAGAGCACAUACAUUACUUAAGCACAUACAAUAAGCACACAACUUCUACAAAUGCACGACCUAUAGUCCUUUAGCCGAAACCUUUCAAAUGCUCCGUGUACAUUGACCCAUUUUCUCAAGACCACAGAAGCUUUGGUGCAGUGUCUGGCUCCUGUCGUCUUUCAGGCAUACAUUUUCACAUAUGUAAGCUUCAUUUUGAGUUUUCCUCAAAAAAUAUAAGCUUUAGCACGACUCUCAAAUGCAGUCUCAGAAAUGUGAGGCGCUCCAGAUAUCUUUAUAGCCUAUAUCUUUAUCAGCAUAGAACUUUCACUUGAUCUGCAACAGUGUAAAUACAUCAUGUUUCAAGUGUUUGCCUUAUUCAAUAAGCUUACAGUGAUUGCAACCUGCCUUUUUAGAUAUAUUCACUUUGAUAUGCAGAUCAUACUUUUUGUAAAUAGCCAAAAGCUGUAAACUAUGUUGUAUCUUGUACAGUGUAAAGUUGGGUUAUUGAAUAUUUUGUAAUAAAGACAAUAUUGGUGUAUAAAA